AUGGCGGGCGCUGCGCCCUACCAAGUCCAGCACACGCUGCAGGCACACGCAGGUGCCGUGCAUGUCGCGCGGUACAAUACAGGAGGAAAGUAUUUGCUGACAGGAGGCGCCGAUCAGCAGAUCCAGUUGUGGAAUACCCGUGCUAUCCCGUCAGACGACGUGGAUGUGAAAGGACGAACGCAAAGCAUUCAUCGGUACAGUGCACAUUCCUACGAAAUUCUAUGCCUGGACAUUGCGCAUGAUAAUAUGCGAUUUGCCAGUGGCGGUCCUGACCGCGCGGUCCUGCUGUGGGAUGUGGCGAGUGGCCAGGUACUUCGCCGGUUUAGCGCACAUUCGGGCCGCAUCAACGACGUAAAAUUUGGCGGUGCGAACAAUGACGGGAAUGUACUGUUUACUGCAGGAAGUGAUACUGUGCUCCGUGCUUACGAUCUGCGCGCAAACAAUGCGUGGCGCCCGAUUCUGGAGGCGAACGAGGCGCGUGACGCAUUACUGGCCAUGGCACUGACGUCGCCCGCGACGCUACAUACCGGAUCCGUUGACGGUGUUGUGCGCACGUACGAUCUACGUAUGGGUGAACUGCGUGCAGAUCUGAUCGACCAGCCGGUCACGUCCUUGACGCCGACCAAAGAUAAUGCCGCGUUGCUGGUCUCGGCACUGGACUCGCCGCACCGAUUGAUGGAUCUGGCCGAUGGAUCGGUUCUGCAAAAGUACGAAGGUCAUGUGCAGGCAUCGUUCCGGUGCCACUCGACAUUAUCCGUCGAUGAAAUGUACGUGCUCGGGGGCGACGAGCGGGGAUGUGUGUACAUGUGGGAUUUUGUAGGCGGCCAGUGUGCGAUGCAAAAUGUGCCGGAUUAUGGCGCGAGUGCGCGGUAUAGACGCACGAACGCACCCGUCACCGUCUUGUGGACCGAGUGUAGUCCAGAUACCAGUGCGCCGCAGUUUGUCUCGGCGUCCAGCUGCGGAUCCGUGCAUGUGUGGGAGAGGACAUCUGUAUAG
Molecule: messenger RNA, 996 nt
Organism: Malassezia vespertilionis
Lineage: Eukaryota; Fungi; Basidiomycota; Malasseziomycetes; Malasseziales; Malasseziaceae
Exons: 1
Coding region: 1-996 (331 amino acids)
Biological process (GO): mRNA splicing, via spliceosome
Cellular component (GO): catalytic step 2 spliceosome
Molecular function (GO): protein binding
Source: RefSeq, a predicted model, not a curated record